AUGCCGGCGCGGCACACAUCAACCUCAUGCUUUCCCUGUUUUCGUACACGAAGGAGCCACGCCUCAGCAAAUGAUAAAGGUCUCGGUCUGGUUCUCGAGACGUCCUUCUCGACAAAGCAUCACGAGGACUAUGUUGACCGUUUCUUGCGGUCUUGGGAUAAGGAGUUUCGAAUUCGAACACGAGGUAAAAAUGUAGAAGAUGAAGUAAAAAAAACUCACCACCAAGGCCUCCACCUCCACCAAGACGACACCACACCAAGGGAACACGCUGCAACGAGUACUACAGCGACGUCGACGACAAGUUCGAGUCCUCUUACACUUCUCCCAACUCCUUCGAGUAGUGCUUGUACAACAACAAGUAGUAAUGCGACCACAAGUCUAAACUAUAUUAAGAAUAUUAACAUCAAUCAGCAAGAAGAAGGACCUCUUUCAUCUUGUUCUCAGCUGGGACUUCUCUACUCACUCUCUUCCCCAGUAGUCGCACAUUCACAUCACCCGCCUCUUCCUUCCCCCAUAGUACCCAUAGUGGUCCCAGCACAGCAGCCGCUUUCUUCCCCCAUCGUCCCGUUUGCAGCGUCUCCUGGUGCCUGCUCGCGCAUGACAGAGCAGGACAUCCACCUACAGCCCAUUCCAGAAGAACACGCAAGUGAACUUUUGGAAGAAGACGAAGACGAUCAGGAGUCCUGUGCAAAUUUAUGA
This is a messenger RNA of Amoebophrya sp. A25, 699 nucleotides long. Lineage: Eukaryota; Dinophyceae; Syndiniales; Amoebophryaceae. The record is from the annotation of a GenBank genome assembly.